This is a messenger RNA of Maylandia zebra (zebra mbuna), 2063 nucleotides long. Lineage: Eukaryota; Metazoa; Chordata; Actinopteri; Cichliformes; Cichlidae. The record is from RefSeq and is a predicted model, not a curated record.
UGUAAACCUAAUCCAAAAAAUGUCUUCGAUUGUACACACAGGGGAGUGGCUCUUAGAGGCAGUGUGUCUCCCUCUGGUGGCAGAAAAACUGGACCACAGGUUCGAGAGCGAACCACAGUCCCCUCUCGAGGUGUCCAGCUCUAUUAUAUAAAGCAGGAGAAAGGAUUUAGGAAAAUAAAGACAAAGCGUCUCCUUUAUGAGCACCAAUGCGCCGUGGCCUCACACCGCUGAAGCAGGCCAGAUGGCAAGAAAAUCCACAGAGAGACACCGCAGCAGCACUCGCUUCCAUGUUGUGACAACAGCAGCUUGUUUUAAUGCUGAAACCUGCCCCUUGUAGGUGUGCACCAGGUAGGAGUCAUCUUUAAGACCUUCAGGUAAGGUUAAAUAUUGCGGGAAAUGUGCACGCUAUGUCCUCUCAGACCAUGUGGGACACACCCGCCCUGCCCCGAGGAUCAUGGGAAGGCGGUUUUAGGUCUUUCAGGGAGCAGAUGAGACACAGAUGAUCAUGAGGCGGUUUUUCCGAGCACACCGGGACGAGGACUUCAGUCAGAUCCAGUAUCUGACGGCCAAGUGCACCCGCCUAGCUCAUGACAAAGCGGUGUUGGACAGAGAGUUUCUGGUGUCCCGAGAGAGGGAGAGAAGGCUGCAGAAUGAUCUGGAAGCUGUGACCGCCCAACUCCUCAAGCAAGACCAGCUCAAUAUGGACCUCAGGAUGAACCAGACCCAACUCAUCAGCAGGAUCCAGCAGCAGCAGGACCUGGUGAACUUGCUUCGGCAGCGCGUGGUCCUGCUAGUGGAGGCGAGCUCCCGGGAUGCAGAGCUACUGCGGCAGGUCGGCGCAGAGCUGCUUUGCCUGCAGAGCUCUGAGGUGAAGCUGGAGAGCCUGGUGGAGGAGCUGCAGGCUGAGGCCCAACACAGAACUGAGGUGGCAGAAAAUCUCCAGACAGAGCUGUACGCUGAGGCCCAGCACAGAGCUACACUCACUGAGAGCCUCCACGCAGAGCUGCGCAGUAAGACAGUGGAGCUGGAAAGGCUAGAAGAAACUAACAGGAUGCUGACAGAAGAGCUGACGGAUCUCCGCAGAACUUAUCAGAAGGAGGUGAGGGAACUGCAGCAGGAAAAUGAGGGAAGCCUGAGGAAACUUCAGGAGACGGCAGAGCAGUUCGAGUGGCUUUGUCAGCAACAGCGUUACUGGAUGUCUUGUGUGAAGAGGUUCAAAGACUGCCUCAUGGAGGAGAGAGAAGCUCUGCUGCGACAGGUCAGCAGGUUGGAAAAGAAAGCUGAGAAACUAAAGCGUUCACACGACGGCAGUCCAACACGGAGACUUGUCUGCCCCCUUCAGGACGCCGAGGGCUGUGACAGCAGUAUAAUAUCAUGGGAGGCAGACACAGUGACCAACCUGGAGUCUCAGGUGGAGAAGUCAAACAUGCUGUGCGAAGAGCUCCUCGACCAGACCUUCAUUACAGUGCCAAUAUUCAUUCGAGUAUGGUUGCCAGUCCCCAGAGGAGCUGCCGUGCUGUCAGUUCUUCCAGAAAUUACAAGUGUGCUUUGGAUAAACGUGUCUAACAUCUCUGCUGUGGAUCGUCUAAAGGGCACACUUUAAGGCAGGGAGCCCUAUCGACGGAUACCAAAAACCUCCAUGAGGACAGAAGCCUGGAUGUCUUUGCUUUCUUUUCUCACUUUCUGCAAGCCAGGAGAUGCAAUGUUUUAUGUGUUUGUGGUUAGCUUACCUUCCAGUCAUUGUUUUGAAAAACCAAACACCCUUGGAAAAACACACCCGUGAAACCACACACGCAUUGUUUUGUUUCCACUAUUGUUCAUCGUGAUAUAUGACCGAAUUAAAAUACAAUGUGCUCCUGUCCCGCUUUUGGUGUCACACAUGCACAUCACAUGUGCCUCGACUCUGUCUGGUCACAUUUUUCAGUAAUUGUCCAUUGUUCAAACCUUGUAAUCAACACCACUAACAAGAGCACAAGCACCUGCAAAUGUUCUCUUUUGUUGUUUUGCCAAUGAAACGUUGCAGGACAACCAGCAGCUGGCGUGCAGAGGAAACAACAAAUAUU